UAGAGCUCCAUCGUUUCGCACCCUGAUCCAUCCACUUGACCCGAAGCUAUCUCAAUCACUGAGCUCACUCACCUCGCUCCCUCUUGAGUUUCUCUCGCCAACCCCGCGCAAUCGCGUUUAGCCGUUCCCAUGGCUCCCCGGACAGAAUUCAACGUCGAGCAGAUUCGCAACAAGGCGAGAAAGGAUCUGUUGUAUCUCCUCGAAGGUGUACGUUCCCACCGCCUCGGCCCGCGAGCUUCACCCAAGCCGAAAGCUAUGUGAUUCAUGCAUCCGGCGAACUCAACUCACACCUCACUUCUAUGUAGGUUCGCGGGAAGAAGAAUGUCGUUCUAGAUCAAAGCCUAGUCGGGCCGAUCGGGACUAUAGUCAAGGUUGCCGUCCUUCAAGAAUAUGGAGUAGAUAAGUUCUUCAUUCUAGAGAAUGAUAAUGCCGAUACCAGCCAGCGCAAUGUUGUCUUUAUUUCUCGUGGCGAGUGCGGUCGCCAUGCUGAAGCCAUAGCUGGUCAGUUGCCAUAAUACGACAAAGAAGUUGCACUCUGACCCCCUCCUAGCUCAAAUCAAGCGUAUCCAGCGCGAAAGCCAAACCGGGCACGACUUUCACAUAUUCUGGGUCCCUCGCAGAACCCUCGUCUCCGACAAGCUUCUAGAAGAGGCCGGUGUAUUAGGCGAUGCCAACAUUGCGGAAUUGCCACUAUCGUUCUUCCCUCUGGAGAAGGAUGUUCUGUCACUCGAGCUCGACGGCUCAUUCCGCGACCUGUAUCUAUCUAAAGACGUUACACCCAACUUCCUUAUGGCCAAAGCCCUUAUGGAGGUUCAAAGAAACCAUGGCCUAUUCCCGCGAGUGAUAGGGAAGGGUGAUAAUGCAAAGCGCGUUGCCGACUUGCUUUCUCGUAUGCGCCAGGAGCUUCUUGCUGGUGAAGAUACGCCAGAAGCCAACAAGAUUGGGUUGACGCCUAGUACAACCAACGAGAGCGUAAUUAUCAUCGAUCGCGAAGUUGACUUUGUUACACCCUUGCUCACUCAAUUGACAUACGAGGGGCUCAUUGAUGAAGUCUUCGAGAUCCACAACAACCAGACCAAAGUCGACACAACAGUUGUCGGCGCACCGGCACAGUCCUCGGCUGCAACUUCACAAAGCAGGAAGCGAACAAUCCAGCUGGACUCGGGCGACAAGCUUUACGAGCAAUUACGUGACGCCAACUUUGCGAUCGUUGGAAGUCUCCUCAACAAAGUUGCGAGGCGGCUGCAGAAGGUGCAAAGCGAUUACGAGAGUAAACACAAAACAAAGACUAUUGCGGAACUCAAAGACUUUGUCAGUCAAUUGCCAGGAUACCAACAAGAACAGCAGAGUGCGAGAAUACACACAGGCCUCGCGGAGGAGAUCAUUAAACAUACCCGGACAGACCAGUUCAAGGGUCUUUUGGAGGUUCAACAAAAUCUCGCUGCUGGGGCUGAUCCGUCAAGCCAGUUCGAUGGCAUCGAAGAAUUGAUAGCGCGAGAUGCUCCUAUCGCGCAGACUCUAAGAUUACUGUGUAUCUACUCGUGCAUAUCUGGGGGCAUAAGACCUAAGGAGUUCGAUCAAUUCAGGCGCUUGAUUCUAGAAGGCUACGGCUACCAGCAUCUCCUCACGCUUAGCAACCUAGAGAAACUACAACUCUUUCUGUCCAAGUCGUCGCCCCUGGCUGGCAUGAUCCCUAUCCCAGGCACCAACGCCGGCCCGACAGGAAGCAAGACGAAUUAUACAUAUCUUCGCAAGCAGCUUCGGCUCAUAGUUGAUGAGGUUCAAGAGGACGAUCCAAACGACAUUUCCUAUGUGUACAGUGGUUAUGCUCCUCUUUCAAUUCGCCUCGUUCAAUGCAUUCUGCAGAAGCAAUAUCUGCUUUCGGUGACUAAAGGAAACAGCGCCAACGCAGCGGGAGCGCCCGCAGGCGUUGGCACGCAAGGAUGGCAAGGGUUCGACGAAGCUGCCAAACACGUUCGAGGUCAGACGUUUUAUGAGCACCAGAAGGGUGAGGAUAAGGCUGUCAAAGCCCGGGCAUUGCUCUCUGGAAGUGGCAACAAGCAGACUGUCUUUGUUGUGUUCGUCGGCGGCAUCACUUUCACCGAGAUUGCUGCUCUAAGGUUUAUUGCAAAGCAAGAAGAAGGACGGAGAAAUAUUGUGAUUUGCACAACGUCGAUCAUCAAUGGAAACAAGAUGAUGGAAUCGGCGAUCGAGAAAGAAUCGUUUGCGAAAGAGAGCGUGCCCGCUUCAACGACCUGACAUCCAACGUCAGCAUACUAUACUUAUUUAUGAUACCUAGAAUAUUGUCAAGUACUGGUUACCUGGUUUGGCGCAUUUCAAUGGCGUUUGAAUGAUUGGAGCAAGAUACCGAGUACAUCAACAAGUUACGGUAGGCAGGCAUAGAACCCAUUCUUUGAAGGACCGUCCCAGACCUUAACAGCACGAUUGUAAAUAUCUUGAAAAUGAAGCUCAUUAAUACAGACUCAGAACUUGAAUGUCGUCUGAAUGAAUUGUAGACCC
Molecule: messenger RNA, 2520 nt
Organism: Fusarium verticillioides 7600
Lineage: Eukaryota; Fungi; Ascomycota; Sordariomycetes; Hypocreales; Nectriaceae
Product: lysine-specific histone demethylase 1
Exons: 2
Coding region: 790-2259 (489 amino acids)
Biological process (GO): intracellular protein transport; vesicle-mediated transport
Cellular component (GO): fungal-type vacuole; CORVET complex
Source: RefSeq, a predicted model, not a curated record